GCAGCAGAUUCCAGGCCGUUCAGCACUGGGCUAGCUCCAGCACCAUGGCUGUCUCCUGCCAGGCUCUGCUGGCCUGCAGGAAAUACCUCAUCAUCGUCCUGGUGCCCCUCGUGUUCCUCCCUCUGCCUCUGGUUCUGCCUACCAAGGAGGCAGAAUGUGGCUAUGUGAUCAUCGUGAUGGCACUUUUCUGGUGCACAGAAGCUCUGCCUUUGGCUGUCACAGCUCUGCUGCCCGUCCUGCUGUUCCCACUCAUGAAUAUCAUGGACUCGACGACAGUCUGCAGGGAAUAUUUGAAGGACACCAACAUGCUCUUCAUUGGGGGUCUGCUGAUGGCCAUUGCCAUYGAGAACUGGAACCUGCACAAGCGAGUGGCACUGAGGGUCCUGCUCAUCACUGGGGUCCGACCAGCCCUCCUCCUGAUGGGUUUCAUGGCUGUGACUGCCUUCCUGUCCAUGUGGAUCAGCAACACRGCCACCACUGCCAUGAUGGUCCCCAUAGCRCAGGCGGUGCUGGAGCAGCUGCACCGCUCAGAAAUCGAGUCCAGCGCCGUUGACCAAGGGUCUGAGCACACCAACAAAGCCUUUGAGCUGCAGGAAAARUCACCUGAGAGCCUCAAAGAGCCCGAGGAAAAAGGUAACGCACACGUCCUGACUGUUGAGGAAGAGAGAAAGAGAAACGAAGAACUGAUUGAGAAGAAACACCUGAAACUCUCCAAGGGAAUGUCCCUGUGCAUCUGUUACUCAGCCAGCAUCGGGGGGAUCGCCACCCUGACUGGGACCACGCCAAACCUGGUGCUGCAGGGACAAAUCAACGAGAUCUACCCUACCAAUGGUGGCAUCAUCAACUUCGCCUCCUGGUUCUCCUUCGCCUUCCCCACCAUGCUGGUGCUGCUGGUUUUGGCGUGGAUUUGGCUGCAGAUCCUCUAUUUGGGCUUCAAUUUUAAGAAGAAUUUUGGCUGUGCUGCCAGCCCCGCUGCCAAAGCUAAGGAGCAACAGGCCUAUGACAUCAUCAAGGCAGAGAGCAAGAAAUUGGGCAAAAUGAGCUUUGCAGAAAUUGAAGUUUUGAUCCUCUUCAUUCUCCUGGUCCUGCUGUGGUUUACAAGAGAGCCUGGCUUCUUCCCAGGCUGGGCAACGGUUCUGUUCAACACAGAUGAUACAAGCUAUGUCACUGAUGCUACAGUUGCCAUCUUCAUCUCGGUUUUGCUCUUCAUCCUCCCUUCUGGUGGUUCCAGCCAACGCAGCGAUGAAGAGCAAGAAGGGGGCAGAGCGAAGUUCCGGGCGCCUCCGCCCCUCCUGGAUUGGAAAAUUGUUCACCAGAAGAUGCCGUGGAACAUCGUGUUCCUGCUGGGAGGAGGUUUUGCCUUAGCCAAAGGCAGCGAGGAAUCUGGUUUGUCUGCGUGGCUGGGGACCAAACUGACCCCUCUGCAGAGCAUCCCUCACCCGGCCAUYGCCCUCCUGCUCUGCCUCCUCAUCGCCACCUUCACCGAGUGCACCAGCAACGUGGCCACCACCACGCUCUUCCUCCCCAUCCUGGCUUCAAUGGCUGAAGCAAUUUGCCUCAACCCUCUCUAUGUCAUGCUGCCCUGCACGCUCGCUGCGUCCCUGGCGUUCAUGCUCCCUGUGGCAACUCCUCCCAAUGCCAUUGUCUUCUCCUAUGGACAGCUCAAAGUUAUUGAUAUGGCCAAAGCUGGGUUUGURCUCAACAUCCUGGGAGUUCUGAGCAUCACUCUGGCCAUCAACACCUGGGCUUCCCCCUUGUUCCAGCUGCAAACGUUCCCCUCGUGGGCGAACAAGACAGGGAGCUGCGCGUAAGGUGGGGAGGAAAAAGCCACAACUGCUCCUGUUGGAGCUGCAGCGAGAGCUGGACUAUCCCCCCAGAGGCAGAGGGUCAGGGAAAAGCCUUUUCUCUGCAAAAAGACCAGCAAAAUCAUCCCUUUGAUGACAGCAAUGAAAUGGCCCCGUUGCUGUUCUGUCGGCGGUUUUGUCCCCACAGUGGGAGGACGAGGUGACUUUUGGCUUUCCAGCCCUCCCAACCUUUACAUUUCCUGCCUCUGCAGGGGUGGUUUUUUUCCUCCCAGUGCUUUUCCAGCGAGUCUGAAAUCUGCAGCAAGGAAAAAGAGAGGUGAGUGAACGCAUAAAAGGAAGGAGAGAGACUCUGGGUUCCUGAUUUCAUGCACAAUCUGUGCUGUCACAACUCUUCACCUGUGUCUGUGGACAUGUUCAGGGUGUACAUGAUUGUUAAAUAUUCUGUGGGCACAGCAAGGUUURUGUCAUGUGAUUACAGAAAAAUCACUGUCAGCCCAUCCUAUUAACUUAAAAUAUAUUUAUUUCCAGUCCCCUUGUUAGAAAUGUAAGAUUCUUUUUUCUCCCAGAACAAUUUACCUGUUGUUAUUUAUGUCAGAUUCCAGCCUGCAAGGUUAUAAAAAGACCUUUCCUUGAGAAGGAGAGAAUUUCCU
Molecule: messenger RNA, 2455 nt
Organism: Malurus melanocephalus (red-backed fairy wren)
Lineage: Eukaryota; Metazoa; Chordata; Aves; Passeriformes; Maluridae
Gene: SLC13A2
Product: solute carrier family 13 member 2
Exons: 12
Coding region: 45-1811 (588 amino acids)
Biological process (GO): monoatomic anion transmembrane transport
Cellular component (GO): membrane
Molecular function (GO): transmembrane transporter activity
Source: RefSeq, a predicted model, not a curated record